Caenorhabditis briggsae is the source of this 561-nucleotide messenger RNA. It is a transcript of the gene Cbr-flp-7, whose product is annotated as Protein CBR-FLP-7. Lineage: Eukaryota; Metazoa; Nematoda; Chromadorea; Rhabditida; Rhabditidae. The record is from RefSeq and is a predicted model, not a curated record. The transcript is spliced from 4 exons. Gene Ontology annotation, biological process: neuropeptide signaling pathway. The coding region runs from base 1 to 561 and encodes 186 amino acids.
AUGCUUGGAUCACCACGUUUCCUUCUUCUCGCGCUUGGUCUCCUAGUUUUAGUGUUGGCUGAGAGCUCCGUAGAACAACAAGUUCAAGAUCAAACUGACUUGGACAAAUCAGGAGAACAAUUGUCGGAAGAGGACAUAAUCGAAGAACAGAAACGCAGCCCGAUGGAACGCUCCUCAAUGGUUCGGUUCGGAAGAUCUCCGAUGGAACGGUCGUCAAUGGUCAGAUUUGGAAAACGAUCCCCAAUGGAGCGCUCGGCCAUGGUCCGUUUCGGGAAGCGAUCUCCAAUGGACCGUUCGGCAAUGGUUCGCUUUGGAAAACGAUUGCCGAGUGACCGGUCUUCCAUGGUCCGUCUUGGAAAGCGGUCCCCAAUGGAUCGGUCCGCUAUGGUCCGAUUCGGAAAGCGAUCUCCAAUGGAUCGAUCCGCCAUGGUUCGCUUCGGAAGAUCCUCUAUCGAUCGUGCAUCAAUGGUCAGACUCGGUAAACGAACUCCAAUCCAACGUUCCUCAAUGGUCCGAUUCGGCAAGCGCUCGGCAGACGAGACUGAGAACACCAAUGAAUAA